Molecule: messenger RNA, 1019 nt
Organism: Physella acuta
Lineage: Eukaryota; Metazoa; Mollusca; Gastropoda; Physidae
Source: RefSeq, a predicted model, not a curated record
UAUUUACGCUAUAAUUGUGCAUGCAGUCCGAGAAACAAAACAUUACAAUUCAGGGAUUAAAGCAUCAUAAAUCAAGGAUAAAAACAUCAUAAUGUUAUAACCAUUGAAGAAGACACAACUGGUUAGAUUUUGGUGGGCGACAACUCUGGUUACAAGACGUGAACUCAUGGAGAAAAUGUUCAAGUUUGCUCUGCUCAUCUGCCUUGGUUUUCUACCCGAUGUCGUCAGUAGCACUGGUUCCCUUGAUCUGAGUAUUGUCGGCUACGAGAAAGAAUGCACGAACGACGCCAACUGUAAGAACACUGGCUUAAUGAUUGGGACUUUUAAAGACAGAGCUGCGAGCAAAGAGGGCAGGUGCACCCACGUCACUUUGCUUCAAUGUGAUCCAAGUGCGGACUGUAGCCAAUCGUCAUCGUGGCAAGAGACAUGCCGACUGUUCGCGUACCCCUGCCAGAUGAGCGCCUGUGGGAACAGCACACUUAACCAGCACAAGUGCGACUGCUCCACUUGUCACCCGACCGUCAUCUGGUUCCUUGCCACCCCGACCCUGGCGUAUCGACUCACUGCAAAAAUCAUGGAGAAUAAUACAGAGUUGGGACAAGUGGUCAGCAACGUCUUUUGGCCUGACGAUGUUCAUGGCAGUGGAGGGACAGAUAUAUAUAUCAUUGCAUAUAUAUUCAUUGGUGUGAUCCUUUUAUUUGCUGUCACGUUUGGCGUAACAUUUACAAUUUAUGUACAAGUAUGCAGAAAGGACUCGAAGUCGACCCUAGCGUCUGGAACAAACACAGAAGCAGAACCGCAGAAUGAAUUAAGGUUGGCACGGAUGGAAAAAGAGAUACAAGAAUGUCAAGACACCAAAUCCUCUCUUCAACAGCAACUUGCAAUCGCAAUAGAAGGCUUAGAAAGAAUUGCACAGGGAGGACUAGACUUGCCCAAAACAUGAACAACCAAACGUCCCUGUGAGAAUUGAAAAAAAACUAGAGCAAGAUAUUAUUUUCCACUAGAGGCUUCUGAAAACA